UGCUAGAGAGAGAGGAAAAAAAUAAGAGAGAGAGAGAGAGAGAGAGAGAGAGAGAGAGAGAGAGGAACUCGAUUGCCGAGUGAUGGCCGGAGCCGGAGCCGGAGCCGGAGAUAUAGACGAUCUGCCGAAGAACGAAGCAAACUACACGGCCUUAACGCCGCUGUGGUUCCUCGAGAGAGCUGCCUUGGUUCAUCCUUCCAGAUUAUCGGUCGUUCAUGGAUCUCGCCGCUACACCUGGCUCCAGACUUACCGCCGGUGCCGCCGUCUGGCAUCUGCUCUUUCGCACCAUUCCAUCGGCGCUGGACACACGGUUGCAGUAAUUGCACCGAAUAUCCCAGCUAUCUAUGAAGCUCAUUUUGGAGUUCCCAUGUCUGGAGCUGUUCUGAAUUGUGUUAAUAUACGUCUAAAUGCACCAACAAUUUCUUUUCUUCUCGGCCACUCAUCAUCUGCAGUUGUAAUGGUGGAUCAAGAGUUUUUUCCCUUAGCAGAAGAAGCUUUGAAACUCCUAGCUGAAAAAGGCCAUAGCCAUUACAAGCCACUUCUAAUUGUUAUUGGUGAUGAAAACUGCGAUCCGGAGGCACUGAAAUAUGCUUUAUCCAAAGGGGCCAUUGAAUACGAGAAAUUCCUGGAAAUGGGUAAUCCUGAGUAUGCUUGGAAACCACCAGAGGAUGAAUGGCAGAGCAUUACUCUUGGCUAUACAUCUGGUACAACUGCAAGUCCUAAAGGGGUGGUUUUGAGCCACCGAGGGGCAUAUGUCAUGUCUUUGAGUGCAGGCCUGGUGUGGGGGAUGAAUGAGGGAGCUAUAUAUCUUUGGACUCUGCCAAUGUUCCAUUGCAAUGGUUGGUGUUACACGUGGGCACUGGCUGCUCUCUGCGGGACAAGUAUAUGCCUCCGACAGGUUACAGCUAAGGCAGUUUAUUCAGCCAUAGCGAAACAUAAAGUAACACACUUUUGUGCUGCACCUGUGGUUCUUAAUACCAUUGUUAAUGCCCCUCAAGAAGAUACUAUCCUUCCCCUUCCUCAUGUUGUCCAUGUAAUGACAGCAGGAGCUGCUCCACCGCCUGCUGUAUUAUACGCCAUGGCACAGAAGGGCUUCCGGAUCACCCACACCUACGGCCUAUCUGAAACUUAUGGCCCCUCUACAGUAUGUGCAUGGAAGCCAGAGUGGGACUCAUUGCCUCCAGAAACCCAAGCGCGAAUGAACGCUCGUCAAGGUGUACGGUACGUUGCGUUGGAGGGUCUAGAAGUUGUGAACACCCAAACAAUGCAACCCAUUCCAUCUGAUGGAAAAACUGUCGGAGAGAUCGUAAUGCGUGGGAAUGCUGUCAUGAAAGGUUACUUAAAGAACCCCGAAGCGAACAAAGAAACCUUCGCAAAUGGGUGGUUUCACUCCGGUGACCUCGGCGUGAAGCAUCCCGACGGUUAUAUCGAAGUGAAAGACAGAUCAAAGGAUAUCAUCAUUUCUGGAGGCGAGAACAUUAGCAGUGUGGAGAUAGAGAACUUUCUCUACCAGCACCCAGCAAUACUGGAGGCAUCGGUUGUCGCAAGGGCAGACGAGCGGUGGGGAGAAUCUCCUUGUGCUUUCGUGACGUUGAAGUCGAAGGUAGAUAAGGCAGAUGAGCAGCGGAUGGCUGAGGAUAUUAUGAAGUUUUGUAAGUCCAAGAUGCCAGCUUACUGGGUCCCAAAAUCUGUGGUAUUUGGGGAUCUACCAAAAACCGCAACUGGGAAGGUUCAAAAGCAUCUGCUGAGAGCGAAGGCUAAGGAGAUGGGGCCUGUUAAGAUCAGCAAGUUGUAAUAUGAGCCAAGCUUAGACAGCCCCACCGGAAUGAGCUGCUUCCGCAGGUACUGAGUUUGUAUUCUAAAUUCUAAUACACACUACACAGCUCACAAACCAAGUUUAUAAAUAGUUGUUAUCAGUUUCACUACAUUCUAAUAAGAUAGGUUCAGGAUUCAUGGUCAAGUCAUUUGUACCUUUUCUUAGAGGUCGAAUGUUUGAAUUUCUACGGAUAUAAGUAUAUAAUUAUAAUAAAGAUCGGUAAGAGACACUUUCGAAUUGUCUUUAACCUUUGUUGUUAA
Molecule: messenger RNA, 2076 nt
Organism: Momordica charantia (bitter melon)
Lineage: Eukaryota; Viridiplantae; Streptophyta; Magnoliopsida; Cucurbitales; Cucurbitaceae
Gene: AAE7
Product: acyl-activating enzyme 7
Source: RefSeq, a predicted model, not a curated record